AUGACUCUAUAUGCCAAUCGACUUAAGAAGAAAUUUUCCAAAUUGAUAUCUCUUAAACUUCUUGGAGGUCACCAGGAUCUUCUCUCGGGAUACUUGAACGGGGUAGGCUGCUCUGUAGUUCCUGACACUGGAUCCGACAUCAUGGCUAUGUCCUCCGCAUAUGCUCGGAAACUUGGACUCAAGAUCCGAAAGGGCAGAAGCCACAGAUGCAGAGUGCAGUUUGUCGAUGGCUCUCUGGGCUUCACCAGUGGUGUGGUGAGAAAUGUGCGAUGGAAGUUCCGCCAAGAAGAUGCACCCAUCAAGUGUGAUUUCCACAUCAUGGACGACCUCCCAGUGAACGCCAUUGUUAGCAACGCCUUUUUGAACGAGUUCGAUGUAUUCUCCAAGUAUGAGGAUUUGAUCAUCGAACAGGAGCCUGAAGAGGAUGAAGCUGGUAUUUACGGUAUCUCUUUAAUUGAGAAAUACCGUAACGAAAUCCGGUCUUUGGAGGGUCAAUAUGUCGAAGAUAGUGAGUAUAAACUGGCCGGAGAUCUUCUUCUGUGA
Messenger RNA from Phaeoacremonium minimum UCRPA7, 543 nucleotides. RefSeq lists its product as hypothetical. The record is from RefSeq and is a predicted model, not a curated record. Lineage: Eukaryota; Fungi; Ascomycota; Sordariomycetes; Togniniales; Togniniaceae. The transcript has a single exon. Bases 1 to 543 code for a protein of 180 amino acids.